Messenger RNA from Entelurus aequoreus (snake pipefish), 3077 nucleotides. RefSeq names its product zinc finger, FYVE domain containing 9b (gene zfyve9b). Gene Ontology annotation, cellular component: early endosome membrane; endosome. The record is from RefSeq and is a predicted model, not a curated record. Lineage: Eukaryota; Metazoa; Chordata; Actinopteri; Syngnathiformes; Syngnathidae. Bases 121 to 2724 code for a protein of 867 amino acids. The transcript is spliced from 16 exons. Gene Ontology annotation, molecular function: metal ion binding. Gene Ontology annotation, biological process: endosomal transport; liver development.
CAGCCCCCACCACCUCCCUCGUCCUCAUCAUCCUCAUCCCUAUAUACCCACCCUCUCCACGCCAUCCUUCUUUUUUUUUUUUUGCCGCCGCCGCCGCCUGUGAUGUAAGUGGAGGGGAAAAUGUUGAAGUUGUUCUCGGCGCGGGACGACGACAACGAGAGCCUCCUGGGGGCCGUCACGGAAGAUGAAGGAGACAACCCAUCUCUUGGUGACACCAAACAACCAUGGCUGAGCAGACCUUACCUCCUGGUGCUCAAAGAUGGAGAUGUGUCCAAAUCAGGUCAAAUCAAACCCGGGGACCCCUCCAAGUCCUCCUCGGAUGACGUGGUCAUGUCGUCCGAGCAGAAGAACCCUGCGAAAAUGCUCCACGUGGAGGAAGGCGGCUGCACGGUGACCACGUGGGGUGAAGGUUGCUGUGAGGAGUCAACCACCGGUCGCCUGGUUCUGAGUCCAGCUGAGGAGGAGCAGAUUGGCCCUUCCAAGGAGGACUCAGUGAUUGAGGAGAAGGAGAUGGAGGAAUCGCAUGAGGAAAAUCAUUUAAAACGACCCAAUGGAGGCGAGGUGGAGCUCGCCAGUAAGGAGGGCGCGGUGGGAGACUCCGCAUUCUCCCCCGUGGAUCCCGACAACGAGUCCAGCAACUUGUCCAAAGAUGGAGGCAGCGCCCUGGGGGAGGUGGCUCCGGUUUGGAUCCCGGACGCUCAGGCUCAGGUGUGCAUGAAGUGCGGAGUCAAGUUCACGUUCACCAAGCGGAGGCACCACUGUCGCGCUUGCGGAAAGGUGUUUUGUGCACUUUGCUCCGGCCUGAAGUUCAGACUUACACAUCUGGAUGGCAAGGAGGGGCGGGUUUGUGUUUCCUGUCAUUCAACCCUCAUUAAAAGCACCUCCCCCAGGGGGAGAAGGAGGGUCCGGUUCGCCGAUGGAAUCCCCGUCGACGAGCAGUCCGAGUCCACCCCCAGCACGCCCGUCGGAGGCCUGUACUUCUCGCCGCUGACGAGCCUGGCGCAGAGCAGGACGGCCAAACGUCCAGGAGGUUCGCCACAGCUCCGGACAGCCUCCAGGCCACAUGGGGGCGCUAAUGAGGCUCGUGGUCCUCCGAGUUGGGGGACGUCCUCUUUAGUGAGCAGCUCAUCCAACCUCAUCCCGCUGGACGGCCUGCCGCCCAUCCUCACGACCACGGGAGUCAAAGGAGAUUACAGUGUAGAGGAGCAUCCUUCUGAAAUGUUGCUCAUCCAGGACUUGGAGAGCGGCAGGUCCAAUCCUCUUGUGUUUGUUCUCAACGCCAACCUGCUGGUCAUGGUCAAGAUGGUCAACUAUGUAAACAGGAAGUGCUGGUGCGUGACCACCAAGGGGAUGCAUGCCGUGGGCCAGGUGGAAGUGGUGGUGCUCCUGCAAUGUCUUCCUGAAGAGAAGAGCAUCCCUAAGGACAUAUUCGGGCAUUUUAUCCAGCUGUACAGGGACGGCCUCACAGGUAAGGUGAUAAAACACCUGUCCCUGUCGCUGUUCGGCAGCAGCUUCCUGGGCAGUGAGGAGCACGCCGGCUUCUUGUUUGUUUCCCCCACUCGCCAGUCCCUCUUAGGUCUAGCCCUGCCAAGCCAGCCGUACCUCUUUGGCCUGCUGGUCCACAGAGCCGAGGUGACCUGGGCCAAGGCCUUCCCCUUGCGCCUCAUGCUGCGUCUGGGCGCCGAGUACAGAUUCUAUCCUUGUCCUCUGUACAGCGUGCGCUUCAGGAAGGCCUUGUUUGGGGAGAUAGGCCACACUGUCAUGAGACUUUUAGUGGACUUUAGGAAUUACCGCUAUGGUCUCCCAAAGGUCCCAGGACUCAUUGUGGAUCUGGAGGCUCAAAAGACAUGCAUUAAGAUACCAACUAGUGGCUACAAUGAGAUGAUGAAGGCCCUGAACAAGUCCAACGAGCACGUACUGGCAAUAGGGGCGUGCUUCAACGAGACCGCCGACUCUCAUCUCAUCUGCGUGCAAAGAGACGACGGACAGUACCAGACGCAAGCCAUCAGCAUCCACAACCAGCCGCGCAAAGUAACUGGCUCAUGUUUCUUCAUAUUCAGCAGUGCACUGAAAGCAUCUGCAGGUUAUUUGGCCAAGUCCAGCAUCGUCGAAGAUGGACUUAUGGUGCAGAUUACCCCGGAGACAAUGGCGGAGCUGCGCAGGUCGCUACGGCAGAUGCGAGACUACGUCGUCACCUGUGGACGUGUGGACCAAGCGGACAGCCAGGAGCUUGUUUGUUUGCAGUGGGUGGACGGAAAGAGCACCGUCAAUAAAGGAAUUCUAAGCCCCAUUGAUGGUAAAUCCAUGGAGUCCAUCAGCAGCACAAAGAUGUUCCAGAAAUCAGAAUACAAAGAAAAUGGGAAGAUUAUCCACUGGACGGAAGUGUUCUACCUGCAGAAGGCCGACCUGCCUAAAGGUGUCACCUGUGACGUAGCGGAACACAACCGACUCACAGAGCGCAUCGCCCGAGCCUUUUGCUUGGCCUUGUGUCCUUACCUCAAACUGCUGAAGGAGGAUGGCUUGGCCAAGCUGGGGCUGCGUGUCACCUUUGACCUCCAACAGGUGGGCUUUGUAGCGGGCAGCAACGGAAACCCCCUCCCAUCCCAGUACCUGAACGCCCUGGACAGCACGCUGAUCCCCGUCAUCCACAGCAGGGGGCGCAAAAGAGGCGACGAGCCCCUCGUGAUGGAGCUCAUCUUUUAUAUCCUGGAGUUCAUCACCUAAACAAGUCAUGCGGCCUCCAACUAGACCUGACCUGACCUGACCUCAGCAGUGCUGCCACCAGGAGCGUCCACUGACGAGUCACGAGAGCGAGGUCCCACUCCACUGGUUUUUCCUCAUCUUACCCAGCAGGUGAAACUCAAGCCGCAGCAUUUAAGUAGCAACCCCACAGCUUGUUCAUGUGUGGGGAAAAUAGCUUUAACACAGCAGCUGGAUUCAACCCUGCAGCUUUAAAUCCAAGAGAAUGACUUAGGUAGUAGUUAAUGCACAUGGAAUGAAUGCCUGAUGGAUCGUUAUUUGAUUAUUCUAGUCAGCUUAGAAAUAAAACUUUGCAAUGACAACUAUAAGGCUUGUUU